Asparagus officinalis (garden asparagus) is the source of this 1029-nucleotide messenger RNA. RefSeq lists its product as uncharacterized. NCBI's taxonomy places the organism in Eukaryota, Viridiplantae, Streptophyta, Magnoliopsida, Asparagales, Asparagaceae. The transcript has 4 exons. The coding region runs from base 1 to 1029 and encodes 342 amino acids. The record is from RefSeq and is a predicted model, not a curated record.
AUGGUUACCCGUAUUGCUACGACUGCGAGAGGGACUAUCGGAGCUCAGUGGGGUGUUGAAGGACUCGCCAGUUUUAUUGAAAUGCAGAGUGGUUUCAUGGAGACGCAAAUGGAGAUCCUUGAAAAGCAGUCAGAGGCAACUGAGAAGCUGAGCGAAGCACUAAAUACACAGAAGAAGAUUAAACCUAUUGGUAGUAACUUUGAAAAUUUUAAGAAGAUGUCUCCACCAUCUUUUCAAGGAGGUUCUGAUCCAACAGUGGCACAGGAAUGGCUGAAGAAAAUGGAGAAGUAUUUCAGAGCCUUAGGAUUGGAAGAAUAUGAAGCUAAGUUUAAUGGGUUAUCUCGAUAUGCACCUGAGCUAGUCGCAGAAGAAUUUGAUAAGAUAGAGAUGUUUGAGAAUGGACUAAGGUCAAAAAUUCAUCAGAAGGUUACAGUAGUCAUGUCAAAGACUUUUGAGGAGGCAGUGGAGCGAGCAAAAAGGGCUGAAAAAACAUUUCGAGGGUCAGGAGCUCCAGUACAGAGAUCGGGCCAGUUUGUGCAGAGAACAGGUCCUCUUAUUCAGAGACAUGGGCAUAUUGCGAAGGACUGUCCAAUAAAGAAGGGACCUAAGACUGAUGAUCAGAAAGCGAAGCCUACACCUGGUGAUGGUCAAAAAUCUAAGGCACAAGGGAGAGUAUUUGCUUUGACGAAGCAGGAUGCUCUCGCAUCUAACUCUGUUGUUGUAGGUGCACUCGUUAUUUCCUCUCAGUUCGCACAUGUGUUGUUUGAUUCUAGUUCUUCUCAUUCAUUUAUAUCUCAUAGCUUUGCUAGUAAGUUGGAUAGAACUCUAGAAUUUUUAGAAUCUGAGCUAUCCGUUUCCACCCCAUCCGGUGAUUGUAUGAUCACUGAUCACAUCUUUAAGGGAUGUGAGGUCAUAGUGGGAGAUCAAACUUUGCUUGCGAGUCUUGUGUUACUUGAUAUUCAUGAUUUUGAUGUCAUUCUUGGUAUGGAUUGGAUUUCUACUUAUCAUUCAUCUCUAGGUCGUUUUUAG